Messenger RNA from Cyphomyrmex costatus, 1173 nucleotides. RefSeq names its product autophagy-related protein 23-like. The transcript is spliced from 9 exons. NCBI's taxonomy places the organism in Eukaryota, Metazoa, Arthropoda, Insecta, Hymenoptera, Formicidae. The record is from RefSeq and is a predicted model, not a curated record. The coding region runs from base 1 to 1173 and encodes 390 amino acids.
AUGGAGAAUUGUAUUGCAAAAUUGAAAAAUGAAUUGCAGCUUAAAGAGGAAAGAUUACAAGAAGUGUUGGUAGAACUAAAUAAACUGCAGAAGCAUUUGGAAAAUUUUGAAGGCAAGCUGCACAGUCAAAGGAAUGAAUUAGCGAAUAAACAUGCUGAGGAAAAGUUGAUGCUCGUCAAAGAGCAGCAGCGAUUGCUAUUGGAAUGCGAGACUUUACAAUCGCGACUGCAGACGAUCGAGAAAGAGAAAUGCGACAUCGCGAAAUCUGCCACACAAGUGGAAAAUAAAUUGCUACUUCAAGAAGAGAAAAUGCAGCAGGCACUGAUGGAACAAAACAAAUGGCAAAAACAAGUAAAUGACGCCGAGCGCGAAUUCCAUUCACAGAAAAAUGAAUUAGUAAGCGCACACGCUAAGGAAAAAGCAUUGUUCAUCGAAGAACAACAGCGGCUACAAUCAAAAUUGGAAAGUUUACAAUCGCAAUUGAAUACACUAGAACAGGAUAAGAUUAAUACUACGGAAAUGAUAGCGCAAAAGGAUACACUUAUCUCAAAAUUACAGAAUGAAAUCUCCAUGUACAAAAACGAAGUAGAGGUGAUAAUGGCGAGAUAUAACCAGAUGUGUACUAAAAGUGAAGCAUUACUGAAUAGACAAAAUAUGCUGGAGAAUGAAUUAAGUGUAAAAACGGGAAAGAUCCAGAAUUUAGAAACGAUAUUAAGCUCAUUGAAACUAAGGGAGACAGGUUUCGUUAACGACGUAAACAGAAUAGAAAAAAAAUUAUCAAGUGAAAUAAAUUAUUCCAAGAAUCUCGAAAAUAAGCUUUCGAUCGUGCAGAAAGAUUUGCAACUCACACAGAAGCAAAACGCUGAAAUGCAAACGAUUCUGGAACAAACUAAGACCACCAACGACAUUUCCAUUAGCACACUUCAACUGCAACUAAAGACUCUUCAGAAGGAAAAAGAAGUCAGUAAACGAGAAAGCACAAGAGUUAAGGUUUCUAGCGUGGGUUUAUACGAUAGCGAUGAAGAUAAAUUAUCGUCGCAGACACUGACUCGUACAUCUUUGGCAAAGAGGCAGAGUCAAGACAAGCAAGAGGUGGUUCCAUCAACAGGAAAAAAGUUUUUCAAGUCGCGUCCUACUCAACCACGUACUUACGGUAAACGACGAGAAGAUUGA